CGGAUUCAUCAAAAGGUGAAAAAGUAACCUGAAGAAGUAAAGUUGUGUCCGCAAAGUGAAGAAAAGUGGUAGUUUUUCCGCGAUUUACAGGGAGCAGCAAGUGAUUACGACGGCAGAAUGCCCUCCCUGGCUGGCUGCUUCGUUGUGAAGUGUGCCGUGCGUGCGGUUUCGCGGGUGGAAGUGUAAUCUGGUUCGAUUGGAAAAUUUUCGUUUCAUGGUGGUGAUUUAAUGGCCGUGUUCGAUGAUAGCAGUAGCACCAGCAGCAGCAACAAUAUUAUUAGCAAGGUGAAAAGCAGCAAUGGUAACAGCGUUGUCGGCAGCACCAGCAGUAACAGCACCACCACAAUUAACACAGGAGCAACAGCCAAAGAGGCGAAAAUUCCCAGCCUGUCUCUGUACGACGGGGCCGCCAAUCUACCGACACAAAUGUCGGCCGACACGGACGAUACGGAUGACGAGCAGCAGCUGGUCCUCGAUCCGUACUCGCAACUCGAGGAGGACCUGCGGAACAUCAAGUCCGUGAUUCACGUUACCCGGGAAAACAUCGAUGCGCUCAAUGCCAAGUUUGCCGACUUCCAGCAACCGCCGACCCUAUAUCUGGAGGAGUACCAGGAGCUGACCUCGAAGCUGCACGACCUCGAAACCAAGGAGCAGGAGCUAAUGGAGCGGAAAAGUCAAAUGCAGGCGCAGGCACUGGCACAGGCCCAAAGCGAACGGGAAUCGACGAGUGAACCGAGCGAACCACCCGACCCGGAGGAACGCGUGGAGGUCGACAGCAUGUGCGGCACGUUGAGCCGUCAGUCAAAGAUGUUGCUGCGGGCUCAUCUGCCUAAUCAGCAGCGAACCUCGGUUCAGGUUAUUCCCGGUAUGCGGUUGAAGGAUGCGCUCGCCAAGGCUCUCAAGCGUCGUAAUCUCACCUGUGACAUCUGCGAAGUGACAUCGGCCAACAGCGACUACCCGAUUCCGUGGGAUACCGACGUGUGCUCGUUGCACUGUGAGGAGGUGUUUGUUCGCAUCCUGGACAUCGGCUUUCCCACGUACAUUUCGCAUCAGUUCAUCCGGAAGACGUUCUUCUCGCUGGCUUUCUGCGAAUGCUGUCGGCGGUUGCUGUUCACUGGAUUCUACUGCAAUCAGUGCAACUACCGGUUCCAUCAGAGGUGCGUGGAUAAGGUGCCACUGGUGUGCAGCAAGCGACAUAUGGAUAACACCUUCUACCACCAUCUGCUGGCCAAUCCGGAGAGCACGGUCGGAAUCAUCAAUCCGGGCACGGGCGGCUACAACACUAGUCUGCGACAUCCCCGCUCACUCAAUCAACAGGACCGGUCCAACUCGGCGCCGAAUGUGUGCAUCAACAGCGUGAUGAAGCCCCUGUUCGGCGGCGCAGACAACCGGACGUUGAUCAACUGUAGGCCGCUCCAGGUAAUCCAAUCCAACCAGGAACACUCACAUUCCACUCAAGCAUCACCAACGAACACGUUGAAGCAUAGCAAACGACCGAGGGCAAAAUCGGCCGAUGAAAGCAAUAAGAAUCUGCUCUCGCCGCGGGACUCCAAGCAGUCGGAGGAGAAUUGGAACAUCCAAGCGGAGGAGAUCCUUAUCGGCCAGCGUAUCGGAUCCGGAUCGUUCGGGACGGUCUACAAGGCGCACUGGCACGGGCCGGUUGCCGUCAAGACGUUGAACGUGAAGACGCCCAGCUCGGCGCAACUGCAGGCGUUCAAGAACGAGGUCGCCAUGCUGAAGAAAACUCGUCACUGUAAUAUACUGUUAUUCAUGGGUUGUGUAAGUAAACCAUCGCUAGCGAUCGUUACUCAGUGGUGCGAGGGCAGCAGUCUGUACAAGCACAUUCACGUCAAUGAGACAAAGUUCAAAUUGAACACGCUAAUCGACAUCGCUCGACAGGCGGCCCAAGGCAUGGACUAUUUGCAUGCGAAGAAUAUCAUUCAUCGGGAUCUCAAAUCGAACAAUAUCUUCUUGCAUGAUGACUUUUCGGUCAAGAUUGGCGAUUUCGGUCUGGCCACGGCGAAGGUCCGGUGGUCCGGUUCGCAGCAAUCCAAUCAACCGACCGGCAGUAUCCUCUGGAUGGCUCCGGAAGUUAUCCGAAUGAAGGAUCAAAAUCCAUACUCCUUCCAGAGCGAUGUAUACGCGUUCGGAAUCGUCCUGUAUGAAAUGCUGACCGAACAGCUACCCUACAGCCACAUCAACAACAAGGAUCAAAUCCUGUUCAUGGUUGGUUGUGGUAAGUUGCGCCCGGAUCCGACCAAAGUUCGCACCGACUGUCCGCAGGCACUAAAACGCUGCGUGGACGAUUGCAUUAAAUACAACCGGGAGGAACGUCCCCUCUUCAGGUUACUUUUGAACAUGCUCGAAAACAUGCUCCGAACGUUGCCGAAGUUCCAUCGCAGCGCGAGUGAACCCAACUUUACCCAGACGCAGCUUCAGAACGAGGACAUUCUCUAUCUUUGCUCGAGUCCGAAAACGCCAGUUAAUUUCCACAACUUUCAAUUCUACAACGGCACCGGUAACAUCUAGCGCAUUCGCUCGGUACUGGCGCCCGUGGUCAUCACAAUUUAGGCGUCUCGUGAAUGACGCUUGGAUACUUUGGAACUUUGAAUUCAGUUCUUGUGUGGCAGCAGUUAUAUAAUUACAUACAAUUAGGACAGUUCAAGGCGCUAACGCUGUCUAUCUCCUAGACUGGUGUAAAUAACUACGGUUUCUCUUCUGAGGAGAGAACAAUAGUACGAGGCAUAUGUUACAAGAUAUAGAUUACACAAAAAAAAGCGCUUUCCGGAGGGUCCGGGAAAUGUAUCAUCACUGUGGUUUCGUUUAUGAGCUGGUGAAAUUUCGCAAUAUUUGAGUUGAUAUUGUUUUCCUUUUGAGUAUCCAGGUUAGUUCUGUUUUUGUUUUGUUUUUGUAAAUAUGAUUUAAGUGAUAGGGAGCUAGGACUAACUUGUGUACAAGGAACCUAUCGACGAUUUCACUAGGUUUAGUUUAUACUUUAUUUUUAUUUACAACAAAAAAAGAGUUAGCAGCAGCUGUAUGUUUUGUGUUUCCUCAAGAAGUUUUGUAAAAGUAUGUCUAGGUGAAAUGUGUGAAAUUUACAAAAUUACUCGAGGUCAGAUGAAUACUUUUCCCUAAACGAAUUCCUAAUAUUGGUGCCAUCGAAAAAGUAAGUGUAUUAGUAAGCUUUCUGACUGAGCAAGAACCAAGUGACGAUGAUUGAUUGGUCCAUUUUAAACAUUAACUGCUAUGGACCAGAGUUGAAGAGUAGAAAACUUACUCAAAGUGAAGCUUGCAACACUGAUGUCGAUCAAUUGGCAUUUUUAUUUUAUUUUGGCAACCUUUGUUUUUGUUUACAUCUCGGAUGACUUCACCUGGGUUGUGAAAGUUUUAUCUAGUUUCGAUAUCAAUACUUCACCCGCCACAGAGUCUGCCUACUAUGCUCGAUUAUAGUCGCUAUAUUUAUAGUCUGGCGGCUAGAAUCUCGGGAACCAAUCGAGCAUAUCACGACCAACAUCAGAAAAGAGCAUAUAAGCUUUUGUGAACAAAACUUCGGAAUCCCUUAUCAAGUAAUUCAAGGGUUACCUAUGCAAACCAACA
This is a messenger RNA of Ochlerotatus camptorhynchus, 3597 nucleotides long. RefSeq names its product Raf oncogene (gene Raf). Gene Ontology annotation, molecular function: protein kinase activity; ATP binding. The coding region runs from base 229 to 2529 and encodes 766 amino acids. The record is from RefSeq and is a predicted model, not a curated record. Lineage: Eukaryota; Metazoa; Arthropoda; Insecta; Diptera; Culicidae. Gene Ontology annotation, cellular component: cytoplasm. The transcript has 4 exons. Gene Ontology annotation, biological process: protein phosphorylation; Ras protein signal transduction.